AGCUCCUCGGAAGGGAUAGAUGAUGUUCACAUCCCCAAUACAUUAAUCCCGACAAAUACGCAAACUCUACCUAACCACGAUUACCACCGAUAUCAUCUCGUCCCGGCUGAACUUUUCAAAAGCUGGACUUUAGGGACGCUUUAGAGUAUCAUUCAUUGGCGCUGCAGUUCAGCGGCAAGCAUCGCCAUCAUGGCGACCUUACUUCCACCUCAUCCGACAUCACAGACGAUUAAUUCGUUACUCGGAAAGCUGUCAGAUGCCGACCCUGACUUUCGGUUCAUGUCCCUGAACGACAUCCUCACCGUUCUAGACAAUGCUAAACACGACAUUCUCCUUAAUGAUUACAAUACUGCUGCUCGGACCGUCGAUCACAUUGUCAAGGCUUUGGACGAUCAAAAUGGAGAGGUGCAAAACUUAGCCAUUAAGUGUUUGGGCCCUCUGGUUCAAAAGCUCCCUCCUCAAACCAUCGGCCCUUUGAUUGAGAAGCUCUCGACGAUGACACCCAAGAACUCGGUGGAUAACACUGUCCCAUCGCUUGCCCUACGAGCAGUUAUCGCCGCUCUUCCAAGGCCAGCACCUGGUGCUACAUUCUGGGAUAAGACCGUUGAGGAUGCGUACAAUCCGAUCAGCCGAGUACUCAUCCCUAGACUCCUGGGCAAGUCGACUCAGAACACCAAGGCUCCAGCAUCUUUGCGUCUCCCUCCCUUUGGUGAGGGACUACUGGACCCCGGAUCGAUGAACAUUGAAGCCGUCGAUGUUUUGAUUGAGCUGGUUCACUGCUUCGGUCCGAUGCUUGCAUCAUACGAAGUCGAGGCCUUGCAUGAAGGCGUCGUGGGACUCCUGGAUAGCGAAUCUUUGGCAUACAGCGUGAAGAAGCGCGCGGUUGUGGCUAUUUCUAGCCUGGCCGUCUAUACAAACGAUGCUGUCCUCGACAAGUUUGUUCAGCUGGCUGUUGCCAAACUUGGGAAUCGCGCCACUUCGAGGAGCACGCAACGAUUGUACAUCACCAUCUUUGGGUCUAUGGCACGCUCCAUUCCUCACAGGUUUGGACGUCAUAUGCAGGAUGUUGCGCCGCACAUCAUCUCGAUCCUCGGCGAGGAAGAGCUUGAACAGCACAUGGAGCUUGUCAACGAUGGCGCGGAUACCGGACCAGAGUUUAACGACAUACGCGAGGCCUCUUUGGUAGCGUUGGAUUCCUUUCUUGCGUCUUGUCCUGUGGAGAUGCGGGCGUUCACGGACGAAACCAUCAGUUCUUCACUUCGGUACUUGAAGUACGACCCGAACUACUCAAAUGACAUUGGAGAUGACGACGAGAUGGACGAAGACGAGGAUGAUGCCAUGGAUGGAUUCGACGAUGACGACGAGUUCGAUACCGGUGACGGUUUCGACGAUGACGAUGACGCGAGCUGGAAAGUCCGACGCUGCGCUGCCAAGGUCAUACACACUCUUAUCGCCACUAGAAGCAAUGGAGAUCUCCUGGACAGCGGUGUUCUCUACAAUGCUGCAGCAUCCCUUGUGAAACGGUUUGAUGAGCGUGAGGAGACCGUGAGACUCGAGAUCAUCGCGGCACUUUCAUUGCUGGUACGCAAGACUGGCGAAGGUCACAUCCCCGAGUUCUCGCUCGAUAGCUCGCAAGUAGACUAUCUCAGCCAAUUACCGCCGAGUCGCAAGCGAAGGCGGCAGAGCAGCGGUGGAGGUGCCGCAGCUAUCGGGCUGGCUACAGACUCGCGCCUGGCAGGCACCGGACUAACCUCGCCGGUUCUCGAGAAGGUUCCGGCGUCAGGUCCUCGCGCUGACCUGGCCAAGAUGACGCCUGCAGUUGUGAAAGCAGGCACUAAGCUCCUCAAGGGCAAACUGUUGUCUACCAAGCAAGCUGUGAUCAAUCUAUUUGAUGACAUUGUGAAGGUUCAGAGCGGUGGUCUAUCUGGAUAUCUCGAUCAGAUUAUGGAUCCCACUAUCGAGGCGAUGAAACCAACAACUACUUCAGCAACUUCAGCUGGUCUUCUGUCAUCUGGAGGGAGCGCAUCAGCCACACCUGUAACUCUGCGUGUUGCAGCCCUACGGUUGAUGAGUGAUGUGGCAAAGACUCACUCAUCGCAGCUGCUACAGCCCCAUUUGAGUAAGGUUGUUGUCUGUGUCGUAGCUGUGGUGAAGGACCGAUUCUACAAGAUUUCAGCUGAAGCGAUACAAACCGUGGAGGAGAUCGUUAAGGCCAUUACACCUCCACGCGCCCGGAAAUCUUCCGGGAAGUUCAAGGACGAUCUUCACAAGCUCUACGAGGUGAUCAUUGACCGCCUGGUAGCCAACGACGCAGACACUGAGGUUAGGCAAAAGGCCAUACACGCACUAGGAACUCUUUUGGCACGAACAUCGUCAGGCGAAGGGGCAGAUUUGCUGCCUGCUGCCGAACGCACCAAGGCCCUGGGUUAUCUCUUGGAGCGUCUGCGAAACGAGACCACACGACUGUCCGCCGUAAGGGCUGUUGAUAACGUUGCCGCCUCGGCAUCUGGGGAUGUACAGUUUGAGGCUCAGUGGACCCAAGAGGUCGUUGUUGAGCUGGCUGCUCAGUUGCGCAAGUCUAACCGGGCUCUCAGGGGCGCAAGUGUACAGGCUUUGAGCCACUUGACGCACUCUCCAUCGGUUCGUGCACAUCUCGGUGACCAGACCGUGUCUGCUUUAAUUGCAGAUCUGCAGCCGGUUAUUCUUAACAACGAUGCCCACCUACUUAGCCCUGCACUUCACGUCAUGGCCGAUCUGGUGGAGAAGAACCCCAAGCUUGCCGUCAACAGUCAAACAAUCGCUGUGAUUUGCGAACUCCUCCGUACUCCCACUGCUGCUUCCGUUCUAGAGCCGCUCCUCACACUGGUGACACGGGUUGGUCAGAGCGGUAUUGGUGGCCCAUUGAUGGCCGGCCUUCUCAAGGAUGUUGGCAUUGGAGGCGACCCUGUCGUAGUCGGAAAGGUCAUCGGAAACCUUUUGGUUUCCAGUGGAGAUUCCGCAGGGGUUACGCUGGACAGCUUCAUUGCAGAAGCUCGGAAUUCAAGCAGCGACCAGGCCCGCGCAAGUCUUGCCCUUGCAGUACUCGGAGAAGCUGGCUUGCGCCUGGGUGCCAAAUCACCCAUGACCCCGGACAUCUUUCUUCAACAGUUCGGAACGGAUUUCGACAAGGUCUCCAUCUCUGCUGCAGUUGCGCUUGGACGUGCCGGCGCGGGCAAUGUUGAACAGUAUCUUCCAGUCAUUCUUGAGGGCAUAGGACAGUCUGGCAGUAGACAGUAUCUGCUUCUCCAAUCAGUCAAGGAAAUCCUGCAGCAAGUCUCAUCGUCGGAGAUGGACAUUGCGGGCUAUCUCCCUCAGAUAUGGACCCAUCUACUCAACGCAUCGGAAUCUGAGGACAACAAGGCCAUCGUUGCAGAAUGUAUCGGCCGCCUCGUCAUCAUCGCACCACAGACAUUCGUGCCGAAGCUCCAGAGCCUCCUACAGGAUUCUUCACAGCAAUUGAGGGCGAUUUCUAUUCAAGGUCUCCGCUACACGUUGCCGGAGUCCAACGAUGCAUUUGAUGCCAUAAUAAAGGAGCAGUUGGUUCCGAUAUUGAUCACGGUCCUGCAAGACAAGGAAUUGGAAAUCCGUCGCUUGGCUAUGACUGCACUGAACUCUGCCGCACACAACAAGCCUGAUCUAAUCUUGGGCCAGCUUAGCCAGCUGCUGCCGCAUGUUAUGAAGGAAUCGAUGAAGAACCAAAGCCUCAUUCGUGAGGUUCAGAUGGGCCCCUUCAAGCAUACAGUUGAUGACGGUCUUGAGGUCCGCAAGAGUGCAUAUGAAACCCUGUAUGCUCUGAUGGAGACUGCAUUCUCCCGACUAGAUAUCAUUCAGCUUUACGACCGUAUCAUUGAUGGACUCCGUGACGACACUGAUAUUCGCGGCCUCUGCAAUCUGAUGCUUUCGAAGCUGGUGUACCUGGCGCCUGAGGAGACCACUCGACGACUGGACGCCAUUGCUGCUGCCUUCCGCGGUACUUUGUCUACCAAGCUCAAAGAAAACGCAGUCAAGCAAGAGAUUGAGAAACAAAAUGAGGCAAACAGGAGCGUUCUCCGUGUGAGCCUGCUGCUCAACGAGAAGCUCUUGGGUAGUUUGGCCGCUUCGGGAAGCGGGUCGAGCACAGCAGGCGGUCCUACGCCCGUCGGAUUUAGCCCGGUAUGGAACUCAUAUUGGGAUACAAUUAACAAGGACCACAAAGUAGCUCUCAAGGAGUUGCGUGAAGAAAACAUGGCUAUGAGGGAUACAGGUGCAUCUGUCCGUUAGUAUCCGGACAAUGCUACCUCAAAACUGCCAAAUAUGCUAGCCAAUGUGACGAUUGGCGCGACGGGAAUACCUGCGACUGCAGUUUCUGAGAAAGGCAAAAAGCGCGACUGGCAAGGGCGAUUUGUGAUUUGAACAUAACAAGACGAUGAAGAUGACCCGACGUCUAGUAACAGUCUUGGGAAGUUGGGCAGUAUUCGCAUGGAGUAAAUAGCCAGAGUAUCUAGGACAGUCACGACAUGGCUAGCGGUAUUCGCAUCGUUAAUUCAAGUAACAUAGCUUGAG
Pyricularia oryzae 70-15 is the source of this 4581-nucleotide messenger RNA. Its product is annotated as Cullin-associated NEDD8-dissociated protein 2. The transcript has 4 exons. Gene Ontology annotation, biological process: SCF complex assembly; protein ubiquitination. NCBI's taxonomy places the organism in Eukaryota, Fungi, Ascomycota, Sordariomycetes, Magnaporthales, Pyriculariaceae. The record is from RefSeq and is a predicted model, not a curated record. Bases 190 to 4299 code for a protein of 1369 amino acids. Gene Ontology annotation, cellular component: nucleus.